CGAUAAAGAUAAAUAAAAGAUGCAAUUGCAAUUGGUGUCGCCGUGUAGGGUUCCACGUGUAGGAGGUGCAGUGGUAGUGGGAGGCAUUCAUAGAAUUGGGACCUUGACCUCCACUGUCACCGUGAGAAGAAGAAGUAAAGCAGUGACUACUGCAAUGCGAGCGGUGGUUCAGCGCGUGGCCUCUGCCUCCGUCGAGGUCGAAGGCCGCAUCGUCUCCGAGAUUGGCCCCGGCCUUCUCGUCCUCGUCGGAAUCCACGACUCCGAUUCCGACGCCGACGCCGAUUACAUAUGCCGAAAGGUCUUGAACAUGAGGCUGUUCCCAAAUGAAAAUACGGGCAAAGCGUGGGACCACAGUGUGAUGCAGAAAAAUUAUCAAGUCUUAUUGGUGAGUCAGUUUACGUUGUAUGGAUUCCUGAAGGGUAACAAACCGGAUUUUCACGUAGCCAUGGCGCCUCAGAGAGCCAAGCCCUUCUAUGCCUCUUUAGUUGACAGGUUUAGGAACGCCUAUAACUCUGAUGCAAUCAAGGACGGUGUAUUUGGAGCAAUGAUGAAGGUAAAUUUGGUUAAUGAUGGACCAGUUACCAUGCAGCUUGAUUCAAAUUCACCAAAGAAUACAGUUGAUGCAGCAGAAUCUUGAUCAGUGGUUGAUCUGGCUUGAUGAAAUUGAGCUUGAAUUUUGGCUCUUCCGUCAGAAAGACCAAAUGUAAGACACACAUUAUGUGUUAUUCAUUCUAGUUGAAGUUCUUUCUCCCCCAAUGUAGUGACUAGUGACCCCACUUUGUAACACUAUUUAGUUCAAAGAAUGCCUUAGAUUGUCCCUGUUCGUUCUGCCAUAGCUCAUAUGGGAAUAGAGUUUGGAACCCUUUUGGACUAAACAAGCUAAUACCGGAUGACUACUAAUCCGGGUUACCCUUAUUCAAGGUUGUAUUUUAACUGGUUCCAUCCAAUAUUGUUAAAUAACCAUUAUAAUGCCACCAUAAAGCUAUAACAUGCCGUUUUUUUA
Messenger RNA from Glycine soja, 1003 nucleotides. Its product is annotated as D-aminoacyl-tRNA deacylase. Gene Ontology annotation, molecular function: D-tyrosyl-tRNA(Tyr) deacylase activity. The record is from RefSeq and is a predicted model, not a curated record. Bases 20 to 637 code for a protein of 205 amino acids. Gene Ontology annotation, cellular component: cytoplasm. The transcript is spliced from 6 exons. Gene Ontology annotation, biological process: tRNA metabolic process. Lineage: Eukaryota; Viridiplantae; Streptophyta; Magnoliopsida; Fabales; Fabaceae.